GACUGUGCAUCAAUCAUGUACAUUGUUGUGUCAAUUUGUUGUUGUGUCAAUUUGUAAAUUAUAUGUAGAAGUAGUAAAAUUUAUAGUAACUUUAGUAAUUUCUUAUGAUACAUAAUUGACUUCUAUGUGUUCUUUUCUUUUGGUGAAAAUAUUUAGUUACAUGAAGACUUGAACAAUAGGUGACCAAUUAAUAGUUCAUUUCCCCUGUGGUGCGAAGUUUUUCUUAUAGGGAAAACACCAAACGCCAAAAUGUAAUAGGCAUGAAUGUUAAUUUGACUGUAGAUUCACCAGGUUUGGUGACAAUCUACUCAGUUGAUUUGUUUGGUUCUUUUUUCUUUUUCUUUUUUAAAUAAUCGAUUUGUUUGGCUCUUGGUCACUGUUUCAAUUAGGGAAAGCCCAUUACAUUGUAAAAUAAUAACAAAUGUUUGUAUACCGUUCUGCCUUUUGAUAAUACUACAAUUAACUAUACUGCUUAAAGUUUGUUCUUACAUACACAACAACGUAUGAUAUGUAUCCAUGAACACACUAAUUACUACAAACGCUAAACAUAUGCUAUUGUUAUUCCUCAUUAUUGCUCUUGCAGGCGUGGGAUUUCCAGUUGGGAGAAUCAAGACACUGUGAAAAGCAUGAUCCACAAGCAGCAAAAUACGGUGAAAACAAUCCUGAAUUUAUGAUCAAGAAUUAUGUCAAUUUUAUCCAAGAAUCUUCCUUGACAAAACCAAAGGUAUUACAAGACCUAUAUGAGAUGAAUUGCUCCACAAUAUGUGAGGAUUUUCUUUCAGAAAAUAAUCACUCGAAUCAUCCCUUGUCAAUCAAUAAAACCCCAAAAGAAGAAAGCUUCAACAAAUCAAAAGUAGAAUUACCACCACCUGAACCCAAAACAUGCAGUAGCACCAGCCAUGUCCCGGCUAAGCAGCAACCUCUCCUGGCGAGCAGUGAUAAUGUGAAUGGGGUAAUUAAAAACUUUGAUAUGGAAUUGCUGGCACAGAACAGAGGCCAAGCCAUGUUGCGCUACAAGGAGAAAAAGAAAACUCGAAGGUAUUAUAAGUACAUCCGAUACGAGUCCAGGAAGGCCAGAGCUAAUACCAGAAAGAGAGUAAAAGGUCGAUUCGUGAAGGCAAGUGAAACUCUUGAUCAUGUUGAAAUGUAAUGCUAAAGCUUUGGAGAAUUUCAUCCCCAAUUUCAGUCUGCAAAUAUAAAUAUUUCCCAGUAGGAAUUUCCACUGCAGGAAUUUCAUUUAGAUGGCAUAAUGUCUAAGUUAGUGUGUAGAGCGUAUCUCUAUUUCUAUUGCUUCGUUUGUUAACUCCGAUUGAUUCUGGCAGUUCGUAGGUUAAAUUAAUUGGAGUUGUUUUUAUGUUAAAAUACAUGAUUGACUUUGGAGAAAAUCACAUUAUCUGUAAAUUUUGCCUGCAAAAAUGGCAUUAUUCUCCUACUA
This is a messenger RNA of Quercus lobata, 1435 nucleotides long. Its product is annotated as zinc finger protein CONSTANS-LIKE 15-like. The coding region runs from base 671 to 1150 and encodes 159 amino acids. The transcript is spliced from 3 exons. The record is from RefSeq and is a predicted model, not a curated record. Lineage: Eukaryota; Viridiplantae; Streptophyta; Magnoliopsida; Fagales; Fagaceae. Gene Ontology annotation, molecular function: protein binding.